GUUUAGUGGAGCUAAGCCUAAGUCCCCUAAAAUCAUUAUUCGAGAGCUGUCAAAGAGACAGAGUCACGAGUUAGACACGUGCACGCAAAACCCUAGUGCUUUCGGUGAUUUCAUCAAUAGCACAAUAUUAUUCUCUGGCUUGGCGUGUAUAUUUUCCAUUCUCCAUUGCAGCCCAUUCUCUUUUUCUCUAUUUACUUUCCGUAUUACUUAUUAAGGCAAGCCUUUUCAUCAUCCUCUCCCCACCAUCACCACACAAAAGUCCAUGCUUUCGUACCAGGCAAGCCAAUUACGCAUCAAUGACCUCAACGUUCUCACAUGAUAAAGACUAUACUUCACUCCUACGUCUUUUUUUAACUCAAAAUGACAUACACUAGAUUAACUCACGCCAAUGCCUUAACCAUGAGAAUCAAAAUAAUCUUCUGGCUCUCUGGCUUUUCCAUUGCACUCCUCUCCGUCAUAAUAGCUGUGUAUGCCAUCCUUCCUUCCUCUACUUUUAGUACUGCCAUUUUUUCUCAAAACAGUUUCAGCCGUGCUAUUUUCAAGAAGGUUGUUCAGCAAAGUGGCGUCGAUGAUUUUCUGUCCCGCCUAACACUCAUAGUGUCUGGAGACCAUCAUCGAAGGAAGCCGGAAAGGAAAUGCGACAACAGAAAAUGGAAGUCUAGGCUCAUCUCCAUCUACAAUGUGGCCCUCGUUUUGACAGUUGACUUGAAGGGAUGCGGGGAUUUUAGUAGUGUCCAGGAGGCAGUAAAUGCUGUUCCUGACAGUAGCCCCUCUAGGAUCCUCAUCGUUAUUGAUUCUGGUACAUACAGGGAAAAAGUGGUAGUAAACACCAACAAGACAAAUUUGAUAUUUCAAGGUCAGGGAUAUCUUAACACAGCUAUAGCAUGGAAUGACACUGCAAAUUCUACUGGAGGGACUUCAUACAGUUCUUCAGUUGCCAUUUUUGCCGCCAACUUCACUGCUUACAACAUCAGCUUUGAGAACACAGCUCCUCCUCCAUUCCCUGGAAUGGUUGGAGCGCAAGCCGUGGCACUCAGAAUUGCAGGCGAUAUGGCUGCAUUUUAUGGAUGUGGAUUUUAUGGAGCCCAAGACACUCUUUAUGAUGAAAGUGGGAGGCAUUAUUUCAGAGAAUGUUUCAUCCAAGGGUCCAUCGAUUUCAUUUUUGGAAAUGGUAGAUCUCUCUAUGAGGGGUGCAACAUUAAUUCAAUGGCAAAACAAGUCUCCGAUGAGAUCAGUGGCUCUAUCACAGCUCAAGCUAGGCAGUCGAUGAAUGAGCAAACAGGAUUUUCGUUUGUGAAUUGUAACAUCAGUGGAAGUGGGAAAGUAUGGCUUGGGCGAGCUUGGGGAGUUUAUGCAACUGUUGUCUUCUCCACAACAUAUAUGUCAGAUGUCGUAGCUCCAGUUGGCUGGAAUGAUUGGCAAGACCCCUCUAGAGACCAGACGGUCUUCUUUGGAGAGUAUCAAUGUUUGGGACCAGGAGCAAAUUACACAAAUAGGACUUCAUAUGGAAAGCAACUUGAGCAAUCUGAAGCAACUCUCUACAUGGAUAUUACCUAUAUUAACGGAGAUGAAUGGCUAAGUUAUCAUCGAAAUCAUUUAUUUCCUCUUGAUUGGAUAGAAAAUCCAGUCUUUUUGUGAAGUACAUUUUUAGUUUCAUGUUCAUUAUUAGACCAUUCCCAAUAGCAUUUUGCAUUACCUUGUAGCAACAAAAAAACACCAAAACAGACAUCCCAUCAGAUUAUGUAUUCCUGUAGCAAACAAUAGAUAUUACUAUACUAAAAUGCAAAUAUACUUAUUAUGUUGUAGCAAAUGUAAACUUAUUUUGCUUAUUAGAUACACUUGUCUUUCUCU
This is a messenger RNA of Quercus lobata, 1851 nucleotides long. Its product is annotated as probable pectinesterase 15. Gene Ontology annotation, biological process: pectin catabolic process; cell wall modification. Bases 361 to 1638 code for a protein of 425 amino acids. NCBI's taxonomy places the organism in Eukaryota, Viridiplantae, Streptophyta, Magnoliopsida, Fagales, Fagaceae. The transcript has 5 exons. The record is from RefSeq and is a predicted model, not a curated record. Gene Ontology annotation, molecular function: pectinesterase activity.